GGUCUGACAGGUCUAAGGUGAAUUACCUGUGUAGAAACCGAUACACGCUGUUACAGAUUCAUUCAGUGAAGACACGACGGAAGGAAAACCUGAAGACGAGGUUACACACACGUUGCGAUCAGGAAGAGAAGACUAGCGUACAGUCAUUAUGGCAUAUCGGAUGUUUGAAGGGAAGGACCAUGCGUGCCUCUACCAGAAGUACCGCUUCACGCCCCCAGAUCAGCUCAAGACCAUUGUUCUCCAAUACCUUGAUAAAAAGAAGGGACGGCCGCACGUGCUGGCAGUGGAUGUCGGCUGUGGAACGGGUCAGAAUUCACGAGUGUUCGCGGCGGAUUUCAAAGAAGUGAUGGGCGUUGACGUGAGUGAGAGUCAGCUGGAGGAGGCCAGAGCUGUUCCAGGGUUCCCCAACGUCAUGUACAGGAGCGGAACGGCAGAGGAGCUUCCAGUGGCAGACGGCUCCGUUGACCUGCUGACAGCGGCAACAGCCGCCCACUGGUUCGACCAGUCCAGGUUCUUGACCGAGGCAGAUCGGGUUUUGAAGUCCCGGGGCUGCUUGGCUCUGAUGGGUUUCAAUGAUAAUGACACUAAGCUCCAGUACCAGAACUGUGGAGAAAAACUGAACCGCAUCUAUGAAGAGGUGAAACAGGUGCUGACUCCAUACAAGACCACCCCAGUGGAUAUAUGUGAAAGCAAGCUGGAGGCGCUGUACACGGCCAUCCCAUAUCCAGACAAAGACAGGAUUGAGGGUAUUAAAAUGAAGAUUUACACCCCGCUGCAGAACAUUCUCGGACUUAUUGAGACCUGGUCCGUGUUUCAAACUUACAAGAAGAACGACCCGCAGGCAGCCAAUGAGCUGGUGCAUAACGCUCAAAAGAGAUUUCUGGAGGAAAUGGGUGUCACCGACCCCAACACUGAAAUCGAGUACACAAUGGAAUAUUACUGUGUUCUGGCAUCAAAGCCGUAAUAAUCAAGACUAUUGGUUGUGAGGCUGCUGAGCUGCAACUAAGAAGCCUUAUAGCCAAGCCUCGUUGGCCCAGAAGAGGCCGUUCCUGUCGCCCUCGACCCAGAAGAGGCAGUCCUUGCCCAUGGCAGCCUUGAAAAGGCUGCUCCUGGAGGUCCUGGUGGUCCAGACCGGUUCAGACCAGUCCUGGACCCCUGUGCCAUCAGCUCUACUCUUCCCUGGAGUGCCUGGUGGUUCUCCACAAUGGGGUUAUCUAACUGUACAUGUCAAACACGUUUGAAUGUUGACUUGUACUAGAUUUAUUAUAAUCUUGUUGCAUAAACUAAAAUGUUUAGAAGCACCUAAAAAUUAAUUUGCAAGUGAAUAUAAACAUAUUUUUUAUAUUACCUAAACCAAGAAUUCAGUUUUUGCUUUUGUUUGUUAUACAACUAUGAGAUCAAUUGAGUAAUUAGUGUAAUGAAAAGUGUAAUGGAGUGCAGUUUUGAAGAAUCUGGGAUAUUGAAAAUAAUAUUCCAUAUACUGUACGUGUAGACACAAAAUACACACAAAUAAAAAUACAUUUUCCAACA
Betta splendens (Siamese fighting fish) is the source of this 1530-nucleotide messenger RNA. Its product is annotated as ubiquinone biosynthesis O-methyltransferase-like. Lineage: Eukaryota; Metazoa; Chordata; Actinopteri; Anabantiformes; Osphronemidae. Gene Ontology annotation, molecular function: S-adenosylmethionine-dependent methyltransferase activity. The record is from RefSeq and is a predicted model, not a curated record. The transcript is spliced from 7 exons. The coding region runs from base 149 to 964 and encodes 271 amino acids.